AUGGAAAUUAAACAAAAAGGGUCGCGUUCCUGCAGAACUGACCAAGGAAACGUGGCGAAUCCUGAACAACAUUUUUUACAAGACUCUGCUUCGAAAAUCUCUAGAAUCGAUAAAUCGUCACAAUUAAUUAUUAAUAAUCAAAAACCUUCUCAAGAUACAAGGCAGAAAGUACCUAACACGUCAAAAUAUCAACUAAAUAUUCGAAAAAAUCAGCAAUGUUCUCCCGCUGAUAAUCCUUCAUCUUCGCCACCUCCCGCUGCUAACGGCGGACUACUACCAGAGAUACCUUUUGAUCAAAGUAAGGGCCAACUUUUAUGGGCACCAGAAGGUUAUCAAGGGAAACGCCGACUAAACGGUGGUUCGUUAACCUCGUCAAAGUCCUAUGAUGUAAAAGUUCCAAGACCACCAAACGCAUUCAUUAUAUAUCAUCGAACUAAAUCCAAGGAACUCGCAAAAAUCAAGACUAAGGCACGAACUGCAUCCGAUGAACGUCAUCCGUCCAAAACUGUGGCAGAGAUGUGGAGAGAAGAAUCUGAGGAAGUUAAAUUACAAUAUCAAAGAGAAGCUGACUUGGCCCUCGUAGAACAUAAAAAGAAAUAUCCAUAUUAUAAAUAUAGACCAAAGAAAAGAGAGAAUAAAAAUAAAUGUAGUUUAUCUCUUCCUUCAACAGAUUCAGCAAAAGCAUCCGACUUUGAGCCAAAGGAUGCCUCUCAAGUUCCUAUAGAACAUAGAAAACAGGCUUCGAUGGAAUCAGCAUUCUCUGUAUAUGAUUUACAAUCAAAUAAUGAUCAAAAAGAGGAAAAUGAUUCAAAUUUGGCCAAUCCGAUGUUCAAGAACAAUAAUUCUCCGCCCCAAACGCCUGAUUUUCCUGGUGAACAAGUACAAUUAAAUUACCAAUCUCAUUGUCCUAAUUGUAGUUGUAGUGCACAUAAUAGAGGACCGGAACAAAAAUUAUGGGCUGAUUACUCACUUCCUCAAGUAUCAUCGCCAGCAAAUUUGCAACAAGGAAUUACGAUUUACACACAACCGGAUUUGGAUGCAAUUUUAUCGUUAUUUAAUUUAAUACCUGAGUUGAUGCCACCGCCUGCAGAUAGCCCUGUUACUCCAAAUUUUUCAUCAACAAUGAACGAACCAAAUUUUACAAACUUAGAAAAUCAAUUUUCUUCCAAUAUAAAUGGUAUUAAUAUGAAUGUCCCUGCAGUUCAAACUACCACUGCGGAUAUGAUUACAAUUCAACAAAUGCCUUCUGAUGAAACAACACAAUCGACAACUAAUUGGAAUAUUCCAGGAUAUAUUAUACGUUCUCAACCUACUCCAAUAAUAAUGCCUACAUCCUUACCGCAAGCACCUCCGCCAACACCAACAAGUCCAAAUGAAUAUUUGUCAUGGACUUCUUCAUAUGAUAGAAAUUAG
Cetraspora pellucida is the source of this 1413-nucleotide messenger RNA. Lineage: Eukaryota; Fungi; Glomeromycota; Glomeromycetes; Diversisporales; Gigasporaceae. The record is from the annotation of a GenBank genome assembly.